Molecule: messenger RNA, 1522 nt
Organism: Ctenocephalides felis (cat flea)
Lineage: Eukaryota; Metazoa; Arthropoda; Insecta; Siphonaptera; Pulicidae
Product: repressor of RNA polymerase III transcription MAF1 homolog
Exons: 5
Coding region: 841-1416 (191 amino acids)
Biological process (GO): negative regulation of transcription by RNA polymerase III
Cellular component (GO): nucleus
Molecular function (GO): RNA polymerase III core binding
Source: RefSeq, a predicted model, not a curated record
UACUAACGCUUUGAUAAAGUAUCCUAAAUAAAAGUAUAACGGUGGUUUUUGAUUGAAUUAAUUGUAAAAUCAAUAAGAUAUAACGUUGUUAAAUAAGGUAAUCUGUGCUAGAAAUGUAUAUUGUGCUCCGGAGUCGAGAAAUAAUCUAAAGUUUAGCCGUUUGUCACCGAGACGCUAUUUCUGACAGUUACAUAUCAAUAAAAGUAUCAUUGCUUGUUCUGAUUCGUGAAAUUUACAAUAAUGUCUGAGUUAAUGUUAUGUUCUGAACACUGAUAAUUACUGUUUAGUGUUUUUCAAUAGAUUUCCUCAAAACUGUUCUACAGCAGUGGACUCAGAAUUGUGCAAAAAGCAAGCCGAAUUCGGCUUUAAUAAAAAAGUGAAAAUUAUUGACCUUCCAUCCGAGAACGAUACUUUUCACAAUCAGUCAGACUUUCUGUAAUGUACCCAAAUAUCUUCCAAGAGCAACACACCAAAGAAAUAAGCUUCGUUCUCCCCGUUAACUUGUUACACUCAAAAAGAAAAGGAAUAUUUAUACACCCAAACACAAUGUUCAGAAAUAUGAGUUGCCCCCCUAAUUCACAACUUGCUGGUGCUAUAACGUCAAUACGCCAAAGAAAUUAAAUCUCAUAAAUCAGAAUCAAUAAAUUCAUAAAUCAUCAUAAUUGCAUCGUUUAACAAUUAUAACUAUUUACUUAAAUCAAAAACGAAAACAACAACUUUCUUUUAGAAAGCACUCGCUUCGAAGCUAUCAAUAAUGCUCUUUCCAUAACAACUGGAGACAGCACGAUAUCAGGAAGAAUUGAAAGCUACAGUUGCAAACUCGCUGGAGGAGACAAAGCUAUGUAUAAGAGAUUUAGCUCUGAGCAGGGUAGCAGGGAAUUGCAGGCUCUGUCGCCUCCGCAAACACAGCUGGGAAUGUCUCCGGGACAGGGAUACUACAGCCGUAGUUUGUCUGGUGACGAAGGCUUGCUUUGCGACACCAUCUCGAGCAAAACUCUGUUUUAUCUCAUCUCGACUUUGAAUGCUGCUUUUGCUCCUGACUAUGAUUUCUCUGAUGCCAAGAGCUACGAGUUCAGCAAAGAGCCAUCCCUGCAGUGGGUAAUGAACAGCAUUGACACCAAUUUGGCGGCCGUGGCGGGCGAGGCCUACCACACUCUGCGCAGCCACUUGUGGGCAGCCGUCGAAGAUGAGAUUAGCCUGGCCGAUUGCGACAUCUACAGCUACAAUCCGGAUUUAGCUUCCGAUCCCUAUGGGGAACCGGGAUGCAUCUGGUCAUUCAAUUAUUUCUUAUAUAACAAAAAGCUUAAGAGGAUCGUGUUCUUCACUUGCCGAGCCAUCAAUCCGAUUUAUUCAAUCGAUUCUGGUUGCGGAAGCGACUUUGCGAUGGACGAAGACGAUGACGAUGAAAGUUACUAAAUAACUACAAAUAAAUAUGAAGAAAAUUAGGGAAAACUUGAUCUCUAUUCAUAUUAUUUAAACGUCCUCAAAAUUUUAGUUAUCAUCAUACCUUCGAUUACUUUUA